UACUCCAUGACUGAUGACCACCGCCGCCCAGAGGAGACGACUCGGAAAGCUAUAAGAGAGGGCUUGAACCAGCAGGUAUUCUCAAGCUCUCACAAUUGUACAGCUUAUUAAUCUCACUUCACCAUGUUCGCUCGUAUCUCUGUCUCUGCUUUCCUGGCUCUACCUCUCCUUGCCAGCGGCGGUGUCAUUCCUGUCGUCCUUCCCCGUGAUGCUAUGACUACGAGCUCCCCCGUCUUGGGCAGGCAGGUUGUAACAAUCUCCCCAGUCACUCCAGUCCUUCCCCGUGAUGAAUCGGACGAUGGUGCGGUUAUUACAGCCAGGCAGAUUAUUCCCGCCCUUCCAGCACCUCCCGCCCCUCCCGCCCCUCCAGCUUUCCCAGCUUUCCCAGCCCCUCCCGCCUUUCCGGCACCUCCUGCUAUUCCAGCCCUUCCCCUUCCGGGCCUUCCGACCCUUCCUCUUCCUGGCCUUCCGAACCUUCCCCUUCCAGGCCUUCCGACUCUUCCCCGUGACGAAUCGAGUGCUAUUACGGGCAGGCAACUUCCGGCACUUCCCGCCUUUCCCGCUCCUCCUGCCAUUCCAGCCCUUCCCCUAGGCCUUCCGACUCUUCCCCUUCCAGGCCUUCCGACCCCCCCCCUCCCAGGCCUUCCGACCCUUCCCCGUGACGAAUCCAGUCUAACGGGCAGGCAGGUUGUUACAAUCUCCCCAGUCCUUCCCGCCCUUCCCCGUGGACACUCUCCUCCAAACAGAACAGCCUUGUUUCGCCCGGCAACAAGGAAAUUUUCAAGAAACGGAGCGUUUAUGUGAUUUUGUAAAGUAGUACCUUCGUUCGUAAAUAUAGAGAAAACAACAUUGCUGGAUAGUAGCAAAUAAUGCCAAUGACUAUUAAUGAUUCCGCUAUAUAUUGCUCGGAGUUUCCUGUGAAGUGAAGCAUAACUCUCCUUAUCGACUAAGAUCGAUCCGCUGGAAUAUAGAUAUUUGAGUUCUAGUGUGCAGAAUGAUAUCACGUCGUCUAAGCAUUGAUGUAUGUUACUACCAGGGAGAAAGUGUGUACACACAUAAGCAUUGCAUGGGUCCAACGCAAGGAGAAGAU
Messenger RNA from Desarmillaria tabescens, 1090 nucleotides. RefSeq lists its product as uncharacterized. The coding region runs from base 124 to 804 and encodes 226 amino acids. The record is from RefSeq and is a predicted model, not a curated record. The transcript has 2 exons. NCBI's taxonomy places the organism in Eukaryota, Fungi, Basidiomycota, Agaricomycetes, Agaricales, Physalacriaceae.